UUUAAAAAAAUAAAAGAUAAAAUAAGGAAUCUGUUCAGAAACUGGUCGCCAAGAAUAGAAUAGGGGAAAGGGUUUUCACAAAUCAAAUAUUUGCGGAGAGACAAAGCGGAGGUCUCGUUGUUUGCUUGCGUCUCCCUCCUCCUCUUCCUCUUCAUCUCUUAUACGGUGCCGUAUCACAGCAUCUUCUUCUUCUUCUUCUUCUAACAAUCCUCUCGUCUAAACCAGGAUCCACCGUUUGGAUCCUUUCAGCUUCUUCCGUGUAGAUCUCCUUCGCGCCUGUGCAGAGCCACCAUGCCUACUUUCUCUGCUAUUGCUUUGGAUAGAAUGCUAGAGCCAGGGGCCGCUUCCACGUCCGUUACUAAAUCCUAUUAUUCAAAGCCACCAAUAUCAAAGGUGGAUAAAGGUAAAAUAACUAAUGAGAGGACAUUCACUCGUCCUAAGAUGUCACCUUCUCUCUACGCCACUCCCGAUGCAAUCCCACUACCUAACUCCCCGUCUUCCUUCCCGCCGUCGCCUUACAUCAUCAACCACAAGUCUCGCGGCCCGCCGCGCCUUUUGAAAAGCUCCUCCGAGGCUAAUGUGGCUUCCCAGCAGCAGAAGGUCUCGGAUGAUGAAGGUGUUGUCACUGGUAAUGCAGAGGUAAAGGCUUCACCUAGGAGGAAGUCUACUUCCUUCUCGUUUCCUACAGGUGAGCCUACCGAAGAGGAUUUUGAUGGUCCUUUUGGGAGUUGGAGUGGAAAGUCGGGUUUGGAUAAGGCUGCCAAUGGUUUUGAACGGGGGAACAAUCUUCCGGAGCAUGUCACUGCCAAAGCAGAAAAGGAGAGUGACUGUGAAGAUUUCUAUGACCCAGGUGAGUCAGCAAGCUUCACAAGUAACACAGAGGUAGAGGGUGAGGAAGGUUCACAAAGACUUGCUACACCUGUGGGAGAGUUUUAUGAUGCUUGGGAUGAACUAUCAACCGACAGUGGAAUGCAGAGUUCAACUAACAACAUUGAGUCUGAACUAAGGGAGAUAAGGCUUAGUUUACUAAUGGAAAUCGAGAAGAGAAAACAAACGGAGGAGGCUCUAGAGCAGAUGCAAUCACAUUGGCUGAAACUCCGUGAGCAGCUGGCCCAGGUCGGUCUGUUCAUUCCUAUCAAUCCCACCACCUCCACCAGCAACAUGAACCUAUCGGAAGAACUACAUUGCCAACUCGAGGUUGCUAGGUUUGUCUCCGACUCUCUAAGCAGAGGUAUGGCCAAGGCAGAGGCAGAGAUGGUGAUGGAAUCUAGGCUCGAAACUAAGAACUUUGAGAUCACAAGAUUGUCUGACCGUGUACACUACUACGAAGCCGUGAACCGAGAAAUGUCCCAACGAAACCAAGAGGCCAUAGAGGUGGCACGACGUAAGAGGCAGAAGAGAAAGAAGAGGCAGAGAUGGAUAUGGGGCUCAAUCGCAGCAACCAUUACUCUUGGAAGCGGGGCGUUGGCAUGGUCUUACAUUCCUACUGCAUCAAAACCUGUUUCCGAAGUAUCACAAACUCUUAAGGAUGAUUGAGUAAGCCUAUUGUCUCCAUAAUGGGUGUUUGAUAUGAGCAAGAGAAAUAAGAUACAGGACGUUUAGCACACGCCUUGUGAAUAGAAAUAUAUACGUAUUUGGUUAUUGUUUUAACCGUUCAAGAUUGAUGUAUAGCUCCAAGUAGCUGUAAUACACAUGUUUCUUUUUUUUGCGGUGGCAUACUAAAGUGGAAGCCACAUUCACUAAUAUUUGGUUCAUGUUAGCUCUC
Messenger RNA from Raphanus sativus (radish), 1765 nucleotides. RefSeq lists its product as uncharacterized. NCBI's taxonomy places the organism in Eukaryota, Viridiplantae, Streptophyta, Magnoliopsida, Brassicales, Brassicaceae. The record is from RefSeq and is a predicted model, not a curated record. Bases 292 to 1536 code for a protein of 414 amino acids. The transcript has 4 exons.